Molecule: messenger RNA, 4934 nt
Organism: Lingula anatina
Lineage: Eukaryota; Metazoa; Brachiopoda; Lingulata; Lingulida; Lingulidae
Product: NADPH oxidase 5
Biological process (GO): superoxide anion generation; defense response
Cellular component (GO): NADPH oxidase complex; plasma membrane
Molecular function (GO): calcium ion binding; superoxide-generating NAD(P)H oxidase activity
Source: RefSeq, a predicted model, not a curated record
ACCCCCUCGGAAGUAAUAACGUCAGGAAAUGAUCAAAAGAUUAUACCCCUAAUAACUGGGGCAAAGGGAAGAUGAGGUUGACGGAGCUGCGCCUUAAGUAAAUAAGUGAAAAAAAUUCGGAAACCAAUCCAGGUUGUACAAGGUAUAUAGGACCAGGUAUUGUCAUUUGCGUAUUUGAGCACAAGCGCUUAUGAGAUUUUCGGCUAUUUAAAGCAUACUCGAAAAGGAUCGUUUGUACCACUGACGAAAAUGUUCGCGCUCAUCUCUGCCUUAUAUAGAACCUACGAGUGGUGAUAGCUGUUCAAGACGGAUAAAACGCUUUUAGUGGAAAUUGGGUUAGGUCUGUCCAUGUGGAAAACUUUUCAGUCCAAUCUUUUAGAGAGAUAUAUGUCACUGUGGCAGAGAUACAUCUUUUCUGAGUUGUAACGUUGAGCAAACUCCCGAAUACUCAACAGUCAGAACAUUAUACACCUAAUUACACUUGCUAACCGUCGGAGUUCGGUUGAGGCAAAGGCACCCAGCGUUGACUUCUCUAGAAAUAUCAGAACAUUAUUAUGAUCGGGAGUUGCGCUUGGAAAACACAAUAACUCCUCCCCCAUUCCAAAAUUACGUUCGCCCCAGUGAGUCAGCGCCUUUCACUAGGAUAAUCAAAAGUGCGUCUUGUUGUUAGUGUUGACAGUCACUGCGUUAACAUCGCUCAAGACGCGCACACGGCGGAGUUUUUAGUAAACCGCAGCUUUUUCACUACACGGACCUGUCGGGAAAAGAUAAAACGCACAGGAACUUGGAACGCACUCAAACAGUAGUCUUUGCCGCAUGCAAUAAGCGUCCGCUCACUAGCUUGGCUAAUAUAUAACAACAACCCGACGUAAAGUUGAACCAACAAAUUUCAGUAAAGACUAACGCUGCUAGUCUAUGUAAAUCACACCAAGACGUGUACUUUUAUUAAAGCAAGUGGAAGUCACUUACGAGACUUGAGAAAUUCCACACGCACUAUUGUCACAGUAAUAUAAUUUGUCACCCUAUUUCGAAAGUUAAAAACCUGCUGCAGUAGUCAUGUCACAGUCAAACACACCAGGGUCCCGACCUAACAGCAUGAGCGCCAGCAGUAGUCGCUGGAUCAUCAACGUACAGAAACAGUUCGAUUUAGUGGCUGACAAAGAUGGGGAGGUGACACUUGAGGGAUUCAAGAAGGCGCUUGCACUGAAGGAGGACUUCUUUGCUGCCCGCCUGUUCCACAUAUUAGACAAAGAUAAAACCGGGGGGCUAAAUGUCCACGAGUGGGUGGUGGGCUUGUCUUUGUUUCACCACGGCACCUAUGAGGAGAAACUGAAACUACUGUUCCAGGCAUACGAUGUACAAGAUUUGGGGUAUCUGGACUUUAGCGCUGUAAGGAACGUGAUAAAGUCCUGUGUCAAAGAAAGUCGACUAACUAUCUCAGAGGAGACUAUAGACGACUUAGUCGUCUCAAUCAUAGACGAAGCAGACAAGGAUUUGGACGGUCGAAUCAACUUCGAAGAGCUUUCUAACGUACUGAAGUCGUAUCCGGGAGUCAUUGAAAAUUUGACGGUCAGUUCAGUAAGCUGGCUGCAGUCCGACUCCUCAGACUUCGUCCCAGAUGUCCAGCCUCCUUGUCCUUGUUGUCCACAGUUUGACCGUGAAUACGCUCAGAACCGCAUUCCGGACAUCAUCUUCGUCACCUUGUACUUUAUCAUCAAUAUCGUCAUACUGACACACCGGUCUCUGGAGUAUUACUUCUUUGACGUGAACCAGGGACCCGUGACAGGGUUCGACAUUGUGGCACGUGCUUGUGGACAGGCACUGAACUUUAAUUGUUCGCUCGUUGUGGCUUUGAUGCUUCGAGUGACCUUGACCUUACUAAGAGCCACGUGGAUUGGAAACUGGUUGCCUAUAGAUAAACAUAUAAAAUAUCACAAAUAUGUGGCGGUGGUUAUCGUCAUAUUGAGUACGAUACAUACGUUUGCCCAUAUUGGGAAUUUCGCUAUGAUCUCGCCAUCCUUGAACAUCACUCUUGCCGAAGCUCUUUUUACAACAGCGGCAGGGAUUGGUUGGGUUGGUCAGUCCGCGAGCAUCACUGGUUGGUUAUUGGUGAUAAUUCUUAUCGUACUUGUGAUUGGUGCCCUGCCUUGUGUUCGACGUUCGGGACAUUUUGAGGUCUUCUUUUUCACUCAUUUCCUCUACGCACCAUGGCUGUUAUUAGUUUUCCUUCAUGGCUCUCGUUUCUGGAUGUGGUUCAUCGCCCCGUGCACCAUUUUCAUCUGCGAGAAGAUUUACAGCUCCAGGUGGCUAAAGAGACUUUACCAGGGACAGACGCACGUGAAGGAAGGAGUGCUUCUGGCAUCAAGGGUUACACAUUUAGUAAUCAACCGACCUUCUAACUUCGACUACGGACCUGGAGACUAUCUCUUUAUCAAUAUACCGAAGAUUGCCAAGUUUGAAUGGCAUCCUUUCACCAUUAGCAGUGCGCCAGAACAAUCUGAAUACAUAUGGCUGCACAUUCGCGGCGUGGGGCAAUGGACCAACAAGCUUUACGACUUCUUCGACGAGAAGCGGAAACGUUGGAGCCGAGCGCUGUCCUCCAAGGGCAAGAGCAUGAAGGGGAGGGCGGGGCGUAGGCUGUCAAUCAUCACGCCAAGUCUCCUGCACCAGGCAGAGGACAAUUCCGGUCGUUCUCCCAACGGGAAGGCCAAUGGCCAAAAGCUCCUCAACAGGUUUUCAGAUAUUCUUGAAGCAGACGAAGAGGAGAAACGGAACAGCUUACAGGUACCAACGGAGGGCGAGGACGUGUGUCAGAGCGAUGAAGACGUUUAUGAGGAGUGUGAUGAUACGAAACACGAUCACCCUUACGAGAAUACUUCGUUCCAAGCGGACGAAAGCGAAGUUAAGAUUGAAAUCCCAAACGUCGAUGAGAGCAAAAAAGAUCCGUCACUGAAGCCAACGCCAGCCAAGAGAAACAAGCUGCAGGUUCCAGGAGAAGAUGGGGGGUUGGGUGCCGAGGAAAAUGUGAUUAAGAGGCGAAAGACGGUUUUGCAACGCCGCUUGACCAAAUGGGGGCGAGAGUCGCAUGGUCAGAACUUUGGCCAUUUGACCAACGCGCCGUUUGUGUACAAAGUUGAGCCUGAUAACGAGGAGGCACCGCAAGAGGAGUCGCUAGAGGUGUACCUUGACGGCCCUUACGGUUCUCCCUCGGCUCACAUCUUCUCCGCUGAACACGCAGUACUGAUAGCCAGUGGUAUUGGGGUGACACCGUUCGCCAGUAUACUGCAGAGUAUUAUGCUGCGCUACAAAAUAGCCAGACACGUGUGCCCAAGGUGUAACCACGGCUGGACCGACAAACGGCCGAUUACCUUGAAAAAUCUCAAAAAGGUUGAUUUCUUCUGGAUAUCCCGAGAUCAAAAAGCGUUUGAGUGGUUCGUCAGUCUUAUGAGUCAGUUAGAGAUAGAACAGCAAGAGGAGGGCAGUGGGCUGGAACACUUCCUGGACAUGAAUGUUUAUCUGACAGCAGCUGUAAAGAAAAACGACCUGAAGGGCGUUCUUCUGCAGAUGGCGCUGGACCUCGUGCACAGCAAAGAAGCACGUGACAAGAUCACGGGACUGAGGACACGAACACAGGCGGGAAGACCCGACUGGGAUCAGGUUUUCUCAGAGAUAAAGAGAACAAAGCACGGGAAAGUGACCGUCUUCUUCUGUGGGAAUCCAGCUCUGGCAGGAACGCUGAGGGCCAAAUGUCGACAAUUCGGCUUCAACUUCCGGAAGGAGAAUUUUUAGAUUUUUAUUGCCCAUUGCAAUACGAUGAAUCACACUGUUCAAAACGUGUGAUAAAACAAUGGUUGAAAUCGCCUCUCGUUGAGCGUGGGAAAUAUUUAAAAACAGAUGAGUCUGUGCAUUGACGCUUUGUAAAUACUGUUCUUACACAACCAAUUGUUGAAUGCCAGUUAUAAACUUUUAUCUAAAUUUUAAUAUAUUUUAUCCGGUUUUUGUUACAAACAAUGUCUUCCUUUAAAAAAACUGAUGUUAAUAUACUUAUUUUUAAUAGCUUUCAUACCACCAAGAUAACAGUUUAAGUUCCAUUUUAAAUGGGCAUUUGCAUGUUAGAUGGUUUAAAUCAUGUUGAUUGUUUUAAUAUGACCACAAAACACAAUAUUUAAUUCUUUUAAACCCCACAUUUGUAUAUACAUUUACUGGGAAAGCAGCUGAUGAAUUAUAUUUACAAACUGUGUUAUUCAAACUCUUGUUGAUUGUAUGGCCAGUAUUUUCUUCCAUUCAAUUCAAAUGUCUGCUUAUAUAUUUAUCCUAUUUUUUCAGCCAGCCUUGCUUUCAUACAUUUUAUUCAGUACCUUUUGACCGAUUCUGUAUCUCACACUGGCAACAUGCCUAAUCACUGGAUUAAAAAACACCCCAGUUACAAGUAUAAUGUGGAGCUGGGAAAUUCUCCAAUAACAUGCUGACAGAGAGCGAAUAUUCACCAGAUGAGAUUUAAAACUCUAGGUGGAAAAGAAGAGAAGAAACAUAUGAUAAGAAAAAGCAUGUAUGAAGAAAAGACACAAAUACCUGAUGGUAACAGCUAUGUUAUUUUAUUGCAUGUUUGAGUACAUAAUCCCACAUGGGCAGUUGCAGCUUUGUAUUAUAAACAAUAUUUUAAACAAUAUCCCGCCUAUUGCCUAUUUUUAUAAUAUAAAAAUCUCCUUACUAAACUGGAGAAUACAUAAUUUUGAAAACAAUAUCAACUGUUUCAUUGCUUCCAACUUGAUGUGCAAUUGACGUGCAAGUACUUUUCAUCAAAUUUUUUCUAUAAUUUUAUACGCAAUUAAAAUAUACAAAUAAAAUUUGACAGCAGUACUCACUUGACUGUUUUGUUAAUACAUUGUUUCACAUUUUAUAAAAUGCUUGGAAUAAAUUUACUAUUAAAAACA